AUGACUAGCUUCGAAGACUCAUUCAACUCCAGCGUGCUCGAGGUGAUCGCGCCCCAGUCGUCUCUGGAAUUUCCGACAGACUACACAGGUAGUAAGGCAACAGAAUGGUUUACUCGCCUCCACACAGAAUCGACGGAUAGAAAGGUUGCAUUCUUCGACGAAAAUAUCGAGUUCAUGCUAGUUGCUCGCUUUCCAGACCAGCAAAUCGAUGUAGAAUCGACUGACGUUGCGUCAUUGAAGCCACCUGUUGACCUACUGUUCUUCCUAGCUCACCUGCAAAUUUCAUAUGAUACUUCAUAUAUCUCCUCUGCCGCUCCUACCGAUAUCAGUGCCCCGGAAAUCGGACGCCCACCUGUCCCUCCUCGCACUACCUCCAUAAAUAAAAGUAAACCUGGUGCGCUCCUUGCUGCUGCCCAUCCCUCUAUUUUCCCCCCGUCGACUCCCCAUCCCAUACCUUCUGCUGCCGAGUCCGACCGUCAAUAUGUCCAGGCACAGGGAACACCUCUCAUCUCGGGGGUAUGGGGAGAACAGCCCAUGGGGUCUAUACGAAGUCCCUCCGAUGGAUUUGCUCUACUAUGGAACCAGGAAGGGCAUGAGUGGGUUGCGCUAUAUCAGAUGUCGGUUCUCGUACGCUUUAUGACCACGAAGUUCCCGGAUCCUCUCCUAUCGCUGACUGUAUCAGCCACCCUUCGCGAGAAGCCACUUCCUAUCACACCAGCUCGUCGAGUCCUCGCAAAUUUUAUCGAGGACGCGGGCGGCUUCCCUCGUAUGCUCGAUUUGGCUUCACCUAUUAAGGCUAUAGGCGGUGAUGAUGGCCAGCCGGCUGAGGACAUCGACGAUUUGAUAACGGGAUUUGUGGAGGUCAAUCUCUUGGAGGGUCUGCAGGCCGAUCCUUCGUUCUUGUCGGAAUCUCAGCCCCCGUUGCAUCUUCCUUCUACGCGUCUUGGCCCUGCUACUCGCCGUACCGCGUAUGCACUACCUCCGGACAGUUCCAAACCUUUUCCACCGAUACAGAAAUUAACUAAUAAGGCCUUGCCCCCUAUAUCCACGGCAGGAAAGAACAACAAAUUGCCUGUCGCUCCUGCAGGAGCGACAUUUCGAAAGUCGUUUCGCAAAACAAUGAAAAUUGUGUCCGGCUUCCAUGUCAGAAUGCGCACAGUAUUCGUACCGUACUUCCUACUUCCGCAGAGUGGCUCGCGCAAGAAUAAGAACCAACGAUCCGUCUACGCAAACAGUACAAUCACGGGUGAAAAUUCCGAUAGCGAGGAUGAAGCAGCGCUACACGAGCGCGAACUGCGUCAGGCUGGGAACGAAGAGCACACCGUAGUAUUAUCGGUCGAGAUCGAGAAUCAAUUCCAAGAUAUGCCUACACAAGGGAUACCGAAUUACAGCUUUCAGAUCGAGCGUGCCGAUGUCUCUGUUAGCGGGUCAGGCGCAAAGACAGUCUUCGUCGGCUGGGGAGAUAAUGAGGACGUUUUCCCUGUUCGCAUCGGUCCUCGCGAGCAGAUCAACUUGCUGUACGCUGUAUCGUUUUUACGCGCUCCAGAAGUCGACGAAUUCACCUUGAACGUUCCUCCGAAGCCAGGGGGAACGCAAGGCGUAGAGAAACGCGCGAGUAUGGUGGAUGAAGCCCAGGAGUUGCAACGUGCUGUCUCCAUCAAUAUCAGCGUGCGACCUUUCGAGCGGACCUUUGAGACCGCCCCACCUCCUGGAUCAAGUCGCACGAUGAGAGCUUCUACAUCGGUGCAGGACGGCCCUGUGUUAUUUCCAACACACACAUACCAAUCGUAUUGGAGCUGCAAGUUAAAUUUCUCUUCAGCUACAACCUCCACUUCUAAUCUUGAAGUUGGUUCCUCCAAGACCAUUGUACUUCCUACACCAGCCUCACCUUUCCCAUCCAUGCCCGUCUCGGCCGUUCCGGGAUCGCCCUUUGCGCCUCUUACAACCUCCCGACCUCCAUUCUCCUCGGGACAAGCAAUUGCUGGUAGCAAGCGCUUUGUUUUCAGCUCUCUGGACUCUCCUGCGCCCGACCGCCAGCUGCAACAGGUGCGAUCGCCCGUGAAUUACCAGGGUCCGACAGCCAUGCUCAAUCCCGCCAACCUACCUGAAGUCCAAUCGGGUCCGAGCACACCUACAGCUGGAUUUGUCAGUGGGACUGGUAGUAGAUCUGCGUAUGUGUCCCCUUCGGCAGCAGCAACCUUCGUCCGUUCACCUACGACGUAUAACAUACCGAGCCCACAGGACCCGUAUUUUGCUUUCGCCACUAUUGGUGCUGGACAAGGACAAGGUCUAGGAUUCGCAGAAGCCGUUGAGGAGGAACUAUCCCCACCACGCACUCCCGCUUAUCCUGCUUAUCCGGGUUCCCCAUUGCCAUUGCCCGCGACACCAUUUUGGCAAGCAUCAAUUACACAACAAUCGGGGGUUGGCCUGGUGGUGCCUAGCGUCGACAUGAGGCGUGAUCGUGGUGGCGCUCCUUUGCCGACCCCAGGGUUGACUGUGUCUGGAUUUCCAAUAGGGAUGGAGAUUGGCGCAGAGGUGGACACAAAGAUGAAGGCAAAUGGGGAGCCCAUCGUUGUCUCUAUUGGCCUGCUUCCAAUCGCGCACAAGGGGAAAGACAAGGUGAACAUGUAUGCACAGGAUAUGAUCUACCCUCUGGAUCAGUUCACGCUGGAUAUUUUUGUAUAUAAUCAGUCGUCGUGGACACGACGAUUUGAGGUGAGUUACCCCGAUGAGAGACGACGACGACGCAAAGGUCGUAGCAGGGGAGAUGCUAACUCACCUGGUAUUUUGCCAUUGGAGAACCGAGUGCGCGUCGGACCGCUAUUACCAUCCACUUGUCAAUCGGUUCGCAUGGAUUUCCUAGCACUCACCCCUGGAGUUCACUCCAUAGAGGAGCUGAUUUUGAUGGACACUCAGACCGAUUAUACGAUGCAUCUUGGCUUUGUCAUGGAUAUAGUAGUUCAUGAGCCACCAGACGCUGGUCCUGCGGUGCUAUAG
Molecule: messenger RNA, 2997 nt
Organism: Fibroporia radiculosa
Lineage: Eukaryota; Fungi; Basidiomycota; Agaricomycetes; Polyporales; Fibroporiaceae
Exons: 6
Coding region: 1-2997 (998 amino acids)
Biological process (GO): intra-Golgi vesicle-mediated transport
Cellular component (GO): TRAPPII protein complex; trans-Golgi network
Source: RefSeq, a predicted model, not a curated record